AUGCCGGUGUCUGUCGAAGAAGCUGUGGUGUCACAACAGGCGGGUCGUUAUGGCGGUGUCAAACGGAAACUCAAGAGCCGCCACAUCCAGUUCAUCGCCCUUGGUGGCACCAUUGGAACGAGUCUCUUCCUUGGAAUUGGGUCGAGCUUGACAAAGGCAGGCCCGUUGAGUCUUCUUCUCGGCUUCAUCAUCACCGGCCUGGCCAUUUAUGGCAUGAUGCUCAGUCUGGGCGAGAUGGCUACCUGGCUCCCAAUCCCCGGCGCAAUCCCUCAGUUUUGCACCCGGUUCGUCGAUGAUGCUUUGGGCUUUGCUGUUGGAUGGAACAACUGGUACUUCUGUGCCAUUGUGCUCUGUCUUGAGAUCAAUGCGGCGGCCAUUAUCAUACAAUACUGGGAAGGAGCCAGAAACAUCACGCCGGCCGCCUGGAUCACCAUCAUCAUAGUGCUGGUGCUGUGUCUGAACGUAUUUGCGGUGGGGGUCUUCGGGGAAGCCGAGUUUGUGUUCGCCUCGUUGAAGAUUAUCACCAUUGUCGGCCUGCUCAUCCUUUCGAUCGUCUUGAUACUCGGUGGAGGACCUAGUCACGACCGGCUCGGCUUUCGCUACUGGAAGCACGGAGCCAUCAAAGAACUUUCCCCGGCUCAAGGUGCCUCCGGUCGAUUCUUUUCCGUCUUCUCCGUCUUGGUGUACGCGGCCUUCACGUUCGGCGGGGUCGAGAUGGUCGUGGCCGCGGCCGGUGAGGCGGAAAAUCCCCGGAAAAACAUCCCCAAGGCGGUCCGGAGGACGGUGUAUCGGAUCUUGUUCUUCUACGUCUUAGGCACCCUAGCCCUAGGCCUGAUCGUCUCCGCCAACGACCCCCAUUUGCUCCACGCCCAGGCUUCCGGGGCCGCCGGCGCCGCGCAGUCGCCGUGGGUGAUCGGCAUCACUAAUGCCGGCAUCACAGUCCUGCCGUCCAUCAUCAACGCUGUCGUCUUGACGUCGGCCGUGUCGUCCUCGAAUGCCUUCCUCUACACCGGAAGUCGUUAUCUGUACGCCCUUGCUCUGAACGGCCAUGCCCCGAGGAUUUUCCUCCGGUGUACCAAAGCUGGCGUCCCCAUCUAUGCAGUGGGACUCACGGCUCUCAUGUCCCUGCUGACUUACAUGACCGUGUCGGUUUCCGGAUCGGAUGUUUUUCUCUGGUUCGCUAGCCUGAUCACCGUGGCAUGCCUUUUGACCUGGAUGUCCAUCUGUAUCGCGUAUAUUCGCUUUCGCAAGGCCCAAAGCGUCCAGGGAUUCGAGAUGGUCGAUCUCGGACUCCGACCCCGGCUGCAGCCGUACCUCGCAUGGGCAUCACUGGUCUUUUUCGUGGUCAUCGUCUUCUUCAAUGGCUUUGAGGUUUUUAUAAGAGGUCAUUGGAGUGUCAGCGACUUCCUGACCUCCUACCUGGGAAUUCCAGUAUUUGCCGCCCUUUACGUCUUCUGGAAGUUGCUGAAGAAAACCCGUAUUCAUCCACUCGACCAGGUCGACCUGAUCACGGGGAAACAAGAGGUCGACGACAUGGACGGGUGCUGGCCUAAGGUUCAGCCUAAGAACUUAUGGCAAAAG
Molecule: messenger RNA, 1581 nt
Organism: Capronia epimyces CBS 606.96
Lineage: Eukaryota; Fungi; Ascomycota; Eurotiomycetes; Chaetothyriales; Herpotrichiellaceae
Product: AAT family amino acid transporter
Exons: 9
Biological process (GO): amino acid transmembrane transport
Cellular component (GO): membrane
Molecular function (GO): amino acid transmembrane transporter activity
Source: RefSeq, a predicted model, not a curated record